GGAAACAGGUUCUAUUUGCCAAACCAAGAUGGCGGCCUCCUUGUUGAGAAGGACAGCAUUAGAUGUCCUGAAGUCUGCUGUCAGGAUACAGCGGCCAUGCAGUGGGUCAGGAUCUGCUGUAAUGUCUCAGUACCCGGGAAUUAUAGAAUCACAUGACGAGUAUUGUUUUGUGGAGCGGCUCAUACCACGUCUCCAAGUGCCCGACCCGCCAAAGCACACAGGAGUAACGCCAUCCGGGUGGAUCCCCCCUAAAGAUACACCUCCCGAUCUCCCUUACUUUGUGAGACGCUCUCGAAUGCACAACAUUCCAGUGUACAAGGAUAUCACUCAUGGUAAUCGUCAAAUGACAGUUAUCCGCAAGAUUGAAGGUGACAUAUGGGCUCUUGAAACUGAAGUAAAAGACUUUUUGACCCAACUAACAGGAAAGACACCAGCAACACAAGUUAACGAGAUCAACAGAACUAUCAGGGUCAAAGGAUACUUUGAUACAGAACUCCAGACUUGGCUUGGAGAGAAGGGCUUUUAACAUGAGCACAACUGAGAGCCUUUGCCUCACUGGGGAAGGUGGAAG
Messenger RNA from Nanorana parkeri, 571 nucleotides. RefSeq names its product mitochondrial ribosomal protein L49 (gene MRPL49). The record is from RefSeq and is a predicted model, not a curated record. Gene Ontology annotation, biological process: translation. Lineage: Eukaryota; Metazoa; Chordata; Amphibia; Anura; Dicroglossidae. The transcript is spliced from 4 exons. Gene Ontology annotation, cellular component: ribosome; mitochondrial large ribosomal subunit. The coding region runs from base 29 to 526 and encodes 165 amino acids. Gene Ontology annotation, molecular function: structural constituent of ribosome.